Molecule: messenger RNA, 804 nt
Organism: Beauveria bassiana ARSEF 2860
Lineage: Eukaryota; Fungi; Ascomycota; Sordariomycetes; Hypocreales; Cordycipitaceae
Product: alkaline phytoceramidase
Exons: 3
Coding region: 1-804 (267 amino acids)
Biological process (GO): ceramide biosynthetic process; ceramide catabolic process
Cellular component (GO): endoplasmic reticulum membrane
Source: RefSeq, a predicted model, not a curated record
AUGGGCCACGGUCAUCACAACAUCCGCUAUGAUGGCGAUCCGUUUGCUCUAUCGGGCGCCUGGAGCCCGCCGACGAGCCGGGCAAACUUCUGUGAGGAAGACUACGUCUUGACCUUUUACCUGGCCGAAUUCAUCAAUUCAGUCUCGAAUAUCGCAUAUGUGUACUAUGCGUUGCAGUACAUGUACGGCCCGGGAAGCCGCGGCCUCUGGAGGCCAAACCUCGACUUCAUGUCAGUCACGCUCUUUAUUCUAGGCGUUGGCUCGUUUCUCUUCCAUGCCAGCCUCCGUCAGGCACUUGAGUUUGUCGACGAGCUCUCCAUGAUGGGGCUCAUCUGGUCGAUGCUCCACGCCACUCUGACUGUCCGGCAAACGCCCGCAAGAUCCAAAAUCAUCUCUGCUAUUCUGGCAGUAGUCUUUUUAUCGUUUACCGCAUUCUAUCUGAACUCGCCCCUCAUCAUCUACCAGGUCACUGCCUUUCUCAGCGGCGUCGGCGUCGUUAUCCUGCGCGUGCUUUACCUGUUUCACUGGGUGCAGCCCGCGCUGCCCAAGGCCAAGAGCCGCGAGUGGCGGAACCGGGCCGUUACUUCCCUCUUUAUUUGCAUCGUCGGGUACGGCAUCUGGAACAUUGACCUCGAGUUCUGCCAGGUCCUGCGGGACAUUCGCCAGCGGGUCGGCCUGCCCUGGGCUUGGCUGUUUGAGUUUCACGGGUGGUGGCACGUCCUCACGGCUAUUGGCGCGAGCCAGUUUAUGACGGUCGCGAGAGAAGUGCGCGAGGAAGUCAAGCGCGAGCAAAAGAGCGAUUAA